This is a messenger RNA of Seriola aureovittata, 2710 nucleotides long. Its product is annotated as protein arginine N-methyltransferase 8-B-like. The record is from RefSeq and is a predicted model, not a curated record. NCBI's taxonomy places the organism in Eukaryota, Metazoa, Chordata, Actinopteri, Carangiformes, Carangidae. Gene Ontology annotation, biological process: peptidyl-arginine methylation. Gene Ontology annotation, cellular component: plasma membrane. Bases 742 to 1959 code for a protein of 405 amino acids. The transcript has 10 exons. Gene Ontology annotation, molecular function: protein-arginine N-methyltransferase activity.
UUUGUCACAAUUUAUUUCAUGUCAUUGCAGGGGCGGUCGUGUGAAAUGGCAUUGCAUACUCACAGUUUGAACACCGUUUAACUUUCUCUCCUGGAAACCCCAUCGGGAUUACGCAAAGGACUUUCCGUAGCGCACGCGAAGAUCGGAAUUGUGCGAGUACCCGAUGCUGAGUGUUGUCAAGUGUUCAUAAACGGUGCAGUAGACGAGAAGAAGCAUUUUCUAGUGUGGAGUUUUGUUUCCAGCGUGCAACCGGGUGCCUUUUUUUAGUCGUGGGUGACACUACACAUCAUUUUCUUUAGCCCCAUUGAUUUAAAAUGUGCGAGCAGGUAGGGUUUCCAUGUCUUACGCGAGGACACCGAAACGGAGCGCGCGGCUGUUAAUGGAUACACUGACUCCUGCUGUGAUCAAACCUGCAACCUUUCAGUCGCAACACGGUCUCUCCAGCCAAUAGACUGCUCUGCGAUCCAUGAGUCCUCCCACUAAGACAACCUGUAUCACAUUUACAGUAUGGAUUACUGGACGUUUCGCCUCGCGCAAAUCCAUUUAACAACUUUUCUGAGGGAAUUAAUUUAAUUUGAUGAAACUGUGAUACCUACACGCGUUUCAUAUUAUGACUUUCCUCCUUACAUGUACUCAAGCCAUACAUCUGGUGGCUUAGUGUUAUUUUUUCACACGUUUCUGUUGAGAAGAAGAACCCUUCGUACACUUAAAAGAGUUGUAGCCUAAAUCUCGUCGGCUCUCAUGGGACUGAGGCAUUCGUCGCGUUGUUUGCUGCUACGGCGGAAGAUGGCGGAGGCGGACAGCUCGGAGCGGCAACAGCCUGUCACGUCCCCCCUCUCUCAGUCUGCCCAGCCCUCCCCACUGCCUAAACCAGUGCCUACUACCCACCAUGUGCCCUGCGUCCCCCAUACGCCUCAUGUAGCAGCCUUGUCCACCUGUCCUGGUCGAGGCAAGAUUGCCAAGUUCAUCAGCCCGGAGGAAAUGACGUCACGGGACUACUACUUCGACUCUUAUGCUCACUUUGGCAUCCAUGAGGAGAUGCUGAAAGACGAGGUGCGGACGCUGACCUACCGGAACGCGAUGUACCACAACAAGCAUGUGUUCAAGGAUAAAAUUGUCCUGGAUGUCGGUAGUGGAACGGGGAUCCUCUCUAUGUUUGCAGCCAAUGCCGGUGCCAAACAUGUGUAUGGGAUAGAAUGUUCAAGUAUAUCAGAAUAUUCAGAGAAGAUUAUCAAGUCGAACCACCUACACAAUGUCAUUACCAUCUUCAAGGGCAAGGUGGAGGAGGUGGAGCUUCCCGUGGAGAAGGUGGACAUUAUCAUCUCAGAGUGGAUGGGUUACUGCCUCUUCUACGAGUCCAUGCUCAACACCGUCAUUUUUGCCAGGGACAAAUGGCUGAAACCUGGAGGCCUGAUGUUCCCUGACAGGGCUGCUCUCUAUGUGGUAGCCAUUGAAGACAGGCAGUACAAGGACUUCAAGAUUCAUUGGUGGGAAAACGUGUACGGCUUCGACAUGAGCUGCAUUCGCAACGUGGCCAUCAAAGAGCCUCUGGUGGAUGUGGUAGAUCCCAAGCAGGUGGUGACUAAUGCCUGCCUCCUGAAGGAAGUGGACAUCUACACUGUGAAGCCAGAGGACCUGUCCUUCACCUCAGCCUUCUGUCUGCAGAUUCAACGCAACGAUUAUGUCCAUGCCCUGGUCACCUAUUUCAACAUCGAGUUCACCAAGUGUCACAAGAAGACUGGCUUUUCCACGGCUCCAGAUGCUCCCAGCACACACUGGAAGCAGACAGUGUUUUACUUAGAGGACUACUUAACUGUCAAAAAAGGAGAGGAGAUCUUUGGCAGUAUUGCUGUCAGGCCCAAUGAGAAGAAUGUGCGUGACCUGGAGUUCACCCUCGAGCUCGACUUUAAAGGACAACUAUGUGAGGCCGCGAUUUCCCACGACUAUAAAAUGCGUUAGGAACAACAACUACAACAACGGCGCCCCUGGUGCGAACCGUCCCUCAGCCCCUCUGGACACAUCUUAGAGGGGGGGGGGGGGGCACAGGCUCUCCAACAAGCAUUCCAGUUGGCCUGCGAGGGCGACCCCGACGCAUCUGAUUGGAUGCCAUUAAGCCAGCACUUGAGUGAUGUCAUCAGAGUAGACAAGUAUCUGUCAGCAAUAGUGCCAUCACGUGUACCAACUUGAUCAACUCGGGCACAUCGUUGAAUGUAACCUCCUAAAUGAACUUGAUUUUUUUUUCUGUCACUAGUUUCUGGGAAUUUAAUUAUUUUGAGUAUAAAAUGAAAAGCAUUUACCAGUCUUUAUAUUGUUAGUGCAGCUAAUGGAGAAGCAUUGAUCUGUGUGAUGUUGAGAGGGUUACAGCACAGUCAUUAACUGUUUUUCCUAUGGUCAUUUGUUAAGAUUCAUGAUUUACACACUGUAUAAUUGUAUUGAAGGUACAGUAAUCAAUAGUUGUUUUAUUUCAUUAUUUAUUUGCAUGUGAAAGUUUUUCGCCUCAUUGAUUGCAGAAAGAUGAAAUGUGAUUUAUUUAUUUCUUUAAUUGAGGAUAAAUCAGAACAACUGUACUUUGGUGCCAGAGUAAAAACAGAACAAUGCCUCAAAACAGUAACAAACACAGAUGCAAUAUGUCAUGAACCACUUUGUUUUCGGGACCAGACAAAGAAUAUGAAAACAGAACGUGAUGAUGAAUAAAAUUUCAAAGAAUCAA